CGCCGUUUGGAGUCGGGGGUUGCCAUAGCAACGCCAAUGACGCUAGGCGGCUCACUGUAGCCGGCGGCACAGCGGCGUUAGCUGACUCAUCCGAGGAGUUAAGUUUAACUUUGGAAGAGAAACCAUGUCUAGAAAGAGACUUUUGAAAGACAAAACAGAGAAGGAGAAUGCCGAGAAUGAGAAAAAUACAGGACAGGCUCCAAAUGAUACAUGGCCUGCUCAGACCUUUGAUGAAUAUCAGUGCUCAGGCAAUGUGGAGAUUGACUUCCCUGGGCUUUGUGGUCUUCUGGGCAUAAAGGGUAUCCCAGCUGUCAGCACCAAGCAACCAGCCUCCUCCACCACUGAAACUGAAGCAGGGGAUGCAGAGGAUAGCCAGUCCCAGAUAAAUGCUGCAUCUUUCUGGUCUAAGCCAUGCCUCCAAGUGGAGCUGGAGCAUGAAAACCCGCUCAGCGCCAGGUGCAUGAAGGUUUCUGGAUGGAAGGUAGAUGAGCAGAUUGCCAGAGUGCUACAGAAGAUGCUUCCCUCCUUGAGCCAGCUACAGAGCCUUCAGUUUUGGCAGGCAGGACUGACAGAUCAAAUGGUAAUCUCCCUCAUGAACACAAUAUCGUCGUGCUCCAACCUCAGGGUUGUGACAUUAGAGGGUAACCCUCUUCCAGACCAGAGCUACCACCUUCUUCUUUCUGAAGACAGCACCCUCAAUCACUUGUCCCUGCGAAAUAACCGGAUAGGAGAUGAGGGCGCUCGUCUGAUCGGGUCUGCUCUCUCAACAACCAGAUCUUCUAACAAGAACCUCUUGUCACUCAACCUGGCGUUCAAUUCUAUUUGUGAUGCAGGUGCUGCUCAUAUCGCAAAGGGCCUGCGGUUGAAUCGUGCUUUGCUCUUUCUCUCACUGUCCAACAAUCAGAUUGGAGACUCGGGAGCCGCUCAUCUGGCUCGGGUACUUGGAAAUUUUGCUCUAACUCAUGAAGAAGUUGUGGAGCGGAGGAAGAUGCUUCUGGAAAGAAUGCAGUCUUCAUCUCUAGGAGUCGAUUCUGACCAAACACCUGCUGACCAGCUUUGCUCAGAGCCCAGCAGCACUUCACUGAGAGUCAGCAAAGGGGAGAACAAAGGCACCUCCAAAAAAAAGGAAGCCUCCAAAAAAGAAGAGAAACCAGCUGCCAACAAAGAGAACCCAAAGUCCAACAAGAAAUCCUCUGAAGUAAAGGCACCUCAGAGUAAAGGCGGCAAGCCGAGGUCCAAAGAGAAACAACCUGCUGCACAGGAGGUUCAGUCGAGUACUGCCCUGACUGAGGUAGAGUUCCCGGAGAUAGGGAGCCCCCUGCUGGAUCAGUCAGCACAGCAAAAGGAUGGACAGCUCUUUCUGCCUGGGAACACGAUUCUCACCUCCCUCAACCUGACAGGAAACAGAAUCACUGAGAAGUUGCUGCCUCUUUUCCUGAAGUCACUGGAGAUGCAGGGUGAGGGAGGAGGCCUGCUGCGUCUCUGUCUGCAGAGAAACCGCUUCCCACCAGAGUGUGAGUCCUAUGUGAAGAUAAAGGAGCUGCUGGCACUCAGACAUCAGAGAAAAAACAGUUCUGAAGAGACAGGAGAGGAGGGACAAGGGGCAUAG
Molecule: messenger RNA, 1609 nt
Organism: Xiphias gladius (swordfish)
Lineage: Eukaryota; Metazoa; Chordata; Actinopteri; Istiophoriformes; Xiphiidae
Gene: lrrc71
Product: leucine rich repeat containing 71
Exons: 17
Coding region: 125-1609 (494 amino acids)
Molecular function (GO): protein binding
Source: RefSeq, a predicted model, not a curated record